This is a messenger RNA of Drepanopeziza brunnea f. sp. 'multigermtubi' MB_m1, 3177 nucleotides long. NCBI's taxonomy places the organism in Eukaryota, Fungi, Ascomycota, Leotiomycetes, Helotiales, Drepanopezizaceae. The record is from RefSeq and is a predicted model, not a curated record.
AUGUCGGCAGCACGAAUCGCCGAGUUGCGACAGGAGACGGUGGAGAUGUUCUAUCACGGAUUCGACAACUACAUGAACAUUGCGUUCCCGGAGGACGAGGUAUGCUGCUUCAUUUUCAGUGCGAGUCUGGCACCUGUACUGACAAUCUUGAAGCUCCGACCGUUAUCCUGCAUUCCUCUGACUCGAGACUCCCGGAAUCCGCGGAACGUUGAGCUGAAUGAUGUUCUGGGCAACUACUCCCUCACACUGAUCGACAGUCUCUCGACCCUGGCGAUACUGGCUUCUGCCCCUCCGGAUCGAGCGGGCACUGGAGAGAAGGCUCUGCGGGAUUUCCAGAACGGCGUGGCGGCGUUGGUAUUGCAGUAUGGGGACGGUACGAGCGGGACCUCUGGACAAGGGCUCCGGGCGCGGGGGUUUGACGUUGAUAGCAAGGUCCAGGUCUUUGAGACGGUAAUACGGGGGGUCGGCGGAUUGGUGAGCGCGCACCUGUUUGCUGCGGGGGAGUUGCCGAUAACGGGGUACAAACCUCGUAUGGCGGCUGGGCCGAAGCGCAAGUUGCAGAAGGGGGAGAUACCAGCUAUUGUAUGGCCGAACGGAUUUCAGUACAAUGGCCAGCUGCUUCGACUGGCUUUGGAUCUUGCAGAGCGUCUAUUACCUGCAUUCUAUACUGCAACUGGUAUGCCAUACCCUAGGGUAAAUUUACGACACGGAAUUCCGUUCUACCUGAACUCUCCCUUAAACCAGGACUCCGAUCAGGACGACUAUAUUCACGAAGGUGGGCCAGAGAUAACGGAGACCUGCAGUGCAGGGGCUGGUAGCCUGGUGCUAGAAUUUACGGUUCUAAGCCGCCUGACUGGAGAUCCAAGGUUCGAACAGCUGGGGAAACGAGCAUUCUGGGCCGUCUGGGCGAGGAGGAGCACCAUUGGACUGAUUGGGGCGGGUGUCGAUGCCGAGAAAGGUCAUUGGAUUGGACCAUAUGCGGGUAUUGGUGCUGGGGCUGACAGCUUCUUCGAAUAUGCUCUGAAGACACAUAUCUUGCUUUCUGGGCAUGAGCAACCGAAUCUGACAGUUCCCCUCAAAGAGCCAAACCGGUCAUGGCUAGAUCCAAAUUCUAUCUACACCCCUUUGAGCACGGAAGAGAAUUCCUCCCAGGCAUUUCUGGCAGCUUGGCAAGAAGCACAUGCUGCUAUCAAAAGGCAUCUGUACAGUGGUACUCAUCAUCCCCAUUAUGUCAAUGUCCACUUGGCUACGGGAUCACCACAAGCCUACUGGAUAGAUAGUCUGGGUGCAUAUUACCCUGGACUCUUGACGCUAGCUGGCGAAGUAGAAGAGGCAAUUUCGACCAACCUACUCUAUACUGCUUUGUGGACUCGCUACGCAGCGUUGCCAGAAAGAUGGUCAGUGAGAGACGGCCAAGUAGAAGGGGGUCUAGGCUGGUGGCCAGGACGACCAGAGUUCAUCGAGUCAAAUUACCAUCUAUACAGAGCUACGAAAGACCCUUGGUAUCUUCAUGUUGGCGAGAUGGUACUUGCGGAUAUCAAGCGUCGGUGCUGGACGAAGUGUGGUUGGUCCGGUCUUCAAGACGUAAGGACAGGAGAGAAAAAUGAUCGUAUGGAAAGCUUCUUCCUCGGAGAGACGGCGAAGUAUCUCUAUCUUCUGUUUGACACCGACCAUCCUCUGAACUCUCUCGACGCAGCCUAUGUCUUCACAACCGAAGGUCAUCCGUUAAUUAUUCCAAAAAAGAAGGGACCAAGAGUUGUCAAGAGGGAGAUGGCUCCGACCAGAGCUGUUGAGCAGUACCAAGACCUCAAUGAGAGAGAUACGUGCCCGGUAGCCCCGGCUACAGUUCCUUUCACAAUCUCCGCAACAGCAGCAAGGCCUGACAUAUUCCAUGCGGCCAGUCUAAUAGGGUUACAUCUGAUACCCAAUGAGCGUACAACAGACGAUUUUGGUGAGAUGAGAGGAACUGUGGCUACCUCGAACCAUACACAUUAUCCGUGGACGCUCCCUGAUUCUCUCAUGCCAAAUGACGGAGUGUGCGCCAAGUUACCAUUGAAGCAAACUUUUUCUAUCGAAUUUCCGGUCAACACACCAGCAGCCACUGCAGGAGCCGGCUCAAACUUUCUCGUUCUUGGUCCUCAAGGACUUGUCCGUCUCAAUGAAGGGAUCCUUGUCAAGAGUCUGUCCGGACUGAAGAUAGGUAUGGUAUACGAAUCUCCUUCUCCUUUCACAUCGACCGAUGGGCCUCUCAUGGAAUCCUGGCGGGUAUGGAGUAUCGCCAAUAUGCCACUGGGCCGCGACGAGCAAAUCUUUAUCUCACGCGAGAUUGUCGGCGAGAUGAACGAUCCAUCGUUUACACGCAUUCGAGACUCGGUCACGGCCGACCUGAUUAUCCAAAUUGAAAACCCCACCUCCGUCAACACCAGUGAUGCCGGCAGUGUUGAGGAAUUUUACGACGCCGAAUCAGAACUCGAUGUCUGCGAUGAAUCUUCCAAAGUCUCUUUCGACGAUUCCAGUACCGCUGGCAUCGCUGCCGAGUACAGAACCAUGAUCAGCUCGCUGCUUCGACAGGUGACUUCGGCACUUCGCGAACCAGGGGCAACUGUGCUCCCUGAGCCUCCACUGCCGCCAACAUACCAACUUCUACCCGUCGCCGCCAUUGCUCCCACUGGCUUGGGUGCUGCUCCCAUGACAGAUGUUGCAGAUGCGCCUGACCCAAACCAAGGCUCCCCAUCCGAGCCACUUAGCUGGUCCAGAAUCUACUUUGCCGGAGAAGCAUGUACCAGUAAGCUUCCAGACGACGCAGCCAGGAAACACGACAUCAUCGUGAUGCGUCGCGGCGGGUGCACAUUUUCCGAGAAGCUUGCCAACAUUCCUAGCUUCGUGCCUACCAAACAGAGCGUCCAGCUUGUCAUAGUGAUUUCGGGCCUGGAAGGGGACGAAGAGGAUAUAGAUGGGUAUUCCAGGAGAAGUGGGUCUCGUCUUGUCCGCCCGCUUUUGGAUAAAGCGCAGGUUACGCCGAGCGGGCUGGUGAGACACCAUCAGAUAUCCAUGCUGAUGGUUGGUGGCGGUGAGACCACCGAAGAUAUGCUCAGGAGGAGUCGGAGCGUGGGCUUGAGGAGGAGAUACCACGUGGAGAGUCAGGGGCUGGUGGUGGGCAACAUAGUUGUGACGUGA